UCCAAGUCAGCUGUCUUCAGUCUGUUGCUCCAGCAGCGGGGAGGAGAAGCUGUGUUUCUGACUGCUUUUUUCUGACACCGUUAAAAUUAAAAAGCAGGGAGCAUGGCACCAAAGAGAAGGGCUGCUUCAGCUGCCAAGGCGGGUGGCAAGAAGGUCAAGGCGGAGCCAAAGACACCAAAGCCCAAGGAUGCCUUCGCUUCUGCUAAAGAGGCCCUUUUGGCUGCAGGGCCACAGGUAAAAGGCAAGAGAAAGGUGGACGAGCAAUGCUCACUGUCAAGCUCUGGAGAGGUAUAUGAGGACUAUGACUGCAUGCUCAAUCAGACAAACGUUGGACAUAACAAUAAUAAGUUUUAUGUCAUUCAAGUUAUUAAAGCAAACAACAAAUACCAUACAUGGAACAGAUGGGGUAGAGUGGGGGAAGUGGGACAGUCCAAACUUAACACGUUUGAUAAGGCUGAGAAUGCCGUCAAGGACUUUGAGAAAAAGUUUAAAGACAAGACAAAGAACAACUGGAGCGACCGGAUGACUUUUGUGUCUCACCCUGGGAAGUACACUCUGAUUGAGGUGGAUGGAGAGCAGGAUGCUGAGGUCAAGGUGGACAGUGUUGAUGGAACGACUGUCAAAGUCACAAAAAAUGUCCUGCCUUGCACCCUUGACAACGCUACAGAACACCUCAUCGAACUCAUUUUCAGCAAUGACAUGUUCAAGGAGGCGAUGGAAUGUAUGAACUUAGACAUCAAGAAGAUGCCUUUGGGCAAGCUCAGCAAGGUGCAGAUUGCAAAGGGCUUUGAUGUGUUGGAGGAGAUUGAGGCAGCCAUGAACCUAAAAAGUGGACGAGCACGUCUGGAAGAACUUUCCUCAAGGUUCUUCACCACAGUCCCACACAACUUUGGCCGGAACAGACCGCCAACCAUCGACAACAAAGAGAUUGUGGAUAAGAAGAAAGAGAUGCUUAUGGUGCUGGCUGACAUUGAGCUUGCCCAGACUCUGAAGUCAGAGACUGAGAAGGCUCAGGAAGAGAUGAUAGAGACAGUUCCUCAUCCUCGAGACCAAGACUACAAUUCUCUCAUGUGCAAGCUCACUCUAAUGGACAAGAAAGCAGAAACUUUCAAGAUCAUAGAACAAUACCUGAAAGCGACUUCAGGUGACUAUCGCAAACCAAAAAUUAUCAAUGUUUGGGAAGUCGAUCGAGAGACAGAGGGAGAGCGCUUCAGCGAGAAUGAUAGUUUGGAAAACCGCCGUCUGCUGUGGCAUGGUACAAACAUAGCUGUGGUGGCGGCUAUCCUGAAGAGUGGUCUGAGGAUAAUGCCCCAUUCAGGAGGCCGUGUUGGUUGUGGAAUCUAUUUUGCAUCUGAAAACAGCAAGUCUGCAUGUUAUGUGCGCACGUCUAAAAACACUGGAGUGAUGUUUCUGAGUGAGGUAGCCCUCGGCAAAGAAUAUACCAUCACCAAAGAUAACAGUUCUCUGAAGAAGGCUCCUGCAGGCCAUGACAGUGUGGUGGCAAGAGGAACAGUGGAACCAGAUCCCUCUAAGGACACAUUCAUCACCCUGGAGGGCAAGAAGAUUUCUGUGCCUCAGGGUAAGCCCAUACAGCAGCCCCAGUUCUCAGACAGCUAUUUCAGCAACAGUGAAUAUCUCAUCUACAAAGAGAGCCAGUGUCGCCUUCGCUACCUGCUGGAGCUGAACAUGUAGCACUAAUGCAACUCAGGGAAAGAGUCAGGUCCUUUGAAAGAGAAAUGCUCCUUAUUCCUUCUGUGUAAGGGGCUUCUUAAAAAGCUUGGCUAUGCUGUUUUCUAAUUAGCUAAUCUAAUCAUUGUGUAGAUGUUCCUACCAUAAAUGACAUAUACUUCUCUGUGCCUUAUAUUUUGCACACUGUAAAACUGGCCUGAGUUUGAUGGACUAUAUAUCCUUUAUAACACAUACAUGACAAACUGCAUUUACCUUUUCCUUUACCAUGAUAAAGUGGGUGUCCUUUCACUAUUCUCCUUUCAGGAUCUUUUAUCUGAUAUUGGUUUUUAAACAUCUAAAAGGCCUCUAAAUAUUUGCACUAUUUUGUUUUUGAAUUACAUCCUGCACCUUGUGUUCUCUCUGAGUAGCUUACCUUUUAAAUAUUGCAUUAUUUAAUCCAAGCAGAAAUGAAAAUGUAAACCUGUCCCUCAGAGAUGAAAAUAUCUCAGAUCUUUAGAAGGAAUUUGUUGUAUGCUGUUGCAGUUAUAUGGACAUUUUGAGUAACAACAAUGAUGUUAUAUAGUAAAGCAGAAGUAAAAAUGGUACCCUAUGCACAGAAAUGUUUACAGGUGGGAAGUAUGAGGUUAAGUUUGUGGCUAAUGUCCAAGCACUGUUAUAAAUCUAAUAUUUUGUUGGACUCUGAAGAAAGUGCUUCUGUUGUGUAAAGUAAUAUAAUAUGUAAGUCAUAAAAAGCUUGGCCCGCUUUCUUGCCCAGCAGGUCUUCCAGCUACAUUAUGGUGAUACCACAUGUCACCUUAUGGUGUCACUUGUGAGUAACUCCCUUUGGAAUGUAAUUGCCACAAACAUUACUUUAACUCGGGGGUAUUCAAUUAAAACUGAAAGAGGUCCAGUCAGACAAAUUUUACUUCAGCAAAGGUGAGUGGGUCCAAGGUGGUGGGGGGAUUACAAAUAAUAACUUCCUUAAUAACAAAUGUUCUUUUCCCAUUUCAAGCAAAAUAAGGGCUGUAAUAAGUAGUGAGUACAUAACAGAGAGUGCAUCUUAAAAUAAAGUGCUUGACUUCAGAACGGUGAAAUAAAAAGUGUGGCUUGAAUUUAGCUUUUUCUCCUUUUUUGUUGACUCCAUUCCACAUCUUCACAAUCUCAACCAUUUUUCAUAAUAAACAAU
This is a messenger RNA of Seriola dumerili (greater amberjack), 2854 nucleotides long. RefSeq names its product poly(ADP-ribose) polymerase family member 3 (gene parp3). Bases 103 to 1692 code for a protein of 529 amino acids. The record is from RefSeq and is a predicted model, not a curated record. Lineage: Eukaryota; Metazoa; Chordata; Actinopteri; Carangiformes; Carangidae. The transcript is spliced from 11 exons. Gene Ontology annotation, cellular component: site of double-strand break. Gene Ontology annotation, molecular function: NAD+ poly-ADP-ribosyltransferase activity.